GUCGUCAACUCUUGUACCAAUUUUCAUGUUGACCAGAGGAUGUAUCCUACAUGACUUUGAAGAUCCCCAGAUGUUUCCUCUAACACCAACAGGAGGUUCAGGACCCCACCAGUUAUAUUCUACGGCCUAAUCCAGAGACUUCUCAUUGUUCUGUCAACCCAUUGGCUCGAGGCAUAAAUAUAUGGGACUGGUGGUUUAAUAGCCUGAAAAUCCAUAGACUGAUGUGGCCAAAAUAGUGCUGGUUCUAACCUGUUUACAGAAGCUUUUACAUAAAAGUAGAGUUACUCUUUCAUGGUAUUGAUCAACAGUCAUUAGAAUGAGCACUGAGCGAUUGAUGUGCCAUUGCAGCUCUGUUAGCAUUCUGGUAAUUUAGUUUAGUUUAGUUAGAGUUAUAUUGCCGCCUGUUGGUUUUAUAUGCUCUUGACAGUGCUUCAAUUGUGAUUUUGCAUAUUAGUUUGGACACAGAUUCUUUUAAAAAUAGCAUGUGUGAACAUGAUUCCUUUUUUUUUUUUAGAACGAAGGAGGAUAAAUCCAAAAUUAAUGUUUUCACAAAUAUCCCAGCAGGUAUGGUCUUAUGACAUUUGCAGGUAGGUUUAUAUUAUAUAUUCUUUUUUAAGUUAUUCUUAUCAUUGAAUAUCUAGUAAGGAUAUUUUUUUCAAAAGACAGAACAGGACUUGACAAAGCAUAACUUUGAUUUAUUUUUAAACUCUAAGCCUUAACAACAGCAGUGAUUGAGUUGUUCUGACAGAGAGUUAUUAAAUCAUCCUGCAUAAUGACCAGUGAUUGCCAAAACCAUGACUGAGCCACAAACUAUGAUAAUAUCUUCUUUCCUUAAGACUGUAACCAUGCACACCAUGAAAGGUGAAUCUAGUUUCUUACAGUGGCAGUGAGCAUGUGAUCUAGUUUCCUAAAUAGGGUGUAUUGUGUCACUUCAGGUUGGCCAAUCAAAGACAGUCUUCUCUGUUAAAAGUGGAGAAAGAAUUGAGAUCCUUUUCAUUCAGCGCAACAAUUUGAACACAAUGGCAUCUCCAAAGUUUGUCUUCUUAUGUUUGUUCUUUGGAAAAGUUGCUCAGGAGCCUACUCUGAAAAUGUCCUCAUCUGUUCGUCAAGACAGAGGUUUUGUAUUUCUUAAAACAGGGGACAACUUCACUUUGCAAUGUUUUUAUGAAGGUGAUGUUGCUGCAAGGUUUUAUUGGUAUAAGCAAACUCUCGGACAGAAACCAAGGCUCAUUUCUACCUUCUACAAGUAUGAAAAAGAAGGAAGUUUUCAUGAUGAAUUCAAGGACAAUCCACGCCUCUCACUGGAUACUGAAAUAGGUAAAAAUCACUUGACAAUAACGAAUGUGCGAUCUUCCGACUCAGCGACGUACUUCUGCGCAAGUAGCUAUUCAUACAAGUUUGAAUUUUAUGAGGGUACAACAGUGAAUGUACAAGCCUCAGGUUUGGAUGUCCCAGCUUUGGUCCAUCAGUCAGCAUCUGAGACCAUCCAGCCGGGAGACUCUGUGACUCUGAACUGUACAGUGGACACGGCAACCUGUGAGGAAGAACACAGCGUUUACUGGUUCAAAAGCUCUGAAAAAUCUUACCCAGGACUCAUUUACACCCAUGGAGGCAGGAAUGAUCAGUGUGGGAGAAAAACACAGACACAAACCUGUGUCUACAACCUGCCAAUGAAGAGUCUGAAUCUGUCUCAUGCUGGGACCUACUACUGUGCUGUUGUCUCAUGUGGACACAUACUGUUUGGAAACGGGACCAAGCUGGAAGAAGCUAAGGUGAACACUCUGGUCUUGGUGUAUUUCUUGGCUGGAGCUUUGGCAUUCACUGUCAUCUUGAGUGUUUUACUGGCUCUCUACCUGUGCAUUAUGUACAAAAGAAACAGCUGUGAAUGUUCAGAGUCUCAUACACAAUGUUCAGGUCCCUCCACAACAAAUGCACAGGGUGACCAAAAUGAAGAAGAAAUCCAUUACGCAGCAGUGCGGGAACACAAGGUGAAGCGAUCUGGAAGACGAAUAAACACCAACAACACUGAAUGUGUGUACUCAAGCAUCAGGCAGUAGUACCUGUUUUAUAUUUGUUGCUGUGUAACAAGUCUA
This is a messenger RNA of Centropristis striata (black sea bass), 2093 nucleotides long. Its product is annotated as signal-regulatory protein beta-2-like. Gene Ontology annotation, biological process: response to bacterium. Lineage: Eukaryota; Metazoa; Chordata; Actinopteri; Perciformes; Serranidae. The coding region runs from base 1020 to 2057 and encodes 345 amino acids. The transcript is spliced from 5 exons. The record is from RefSeq and is a predicted model, not a curated record.